CAGAAAAAAAUGAAAAUUUGAGGUCAAUAUUCUCUUUUUUUGGUCAAUAUUCUCUUUUUUUCUCUCUCUAGUUCGGUGAACAGAUAAAACAAACUUUCCGAAACUAAUCUCCCCAGAUCGGCGUUGCUCCGGCGCGUCGUUUCUCACGAACACCAUCUUUGGUUUCGUCCUAUCUCUAGCUAUCCACUGAACCAUUUGGAGUCUUAACCGGCGGUUUAUUCGUCAUGGGUCUGGGAUCCAAAUUCGACGGUAAUUCUGGUGAGUUGCUUCCUCCGGCAAGCGUCAACCUGAGAUCCUCUUCACCUCUCCUUGCCUGCUUAGAGUCUUCAGUACCAGAUCCGCGGUGGCCAAGCAAGCAUCGUUGGUCAGCGUCCGAGUUAAAGGUUGCAAACCAAAGCGUCACUUCCUCUGCUCACGACUCCUCUUCUUCAUCGCCGGCGAAGUCUUUUCCUCCCACGGCUGUUGAGAAAUCACUGGUGUCUGUUCAAUCUACCCUCCCGGUGGAUUCUAUCGUUCAGAGAGAUGAACCCAAACUGGCAAACUCUUCUCCUCCGACCAAAGGUAUGAAGAUUUCGACAUUAGCGGAUGGUGUCUCGGCGGAUUUUGUUCGUUGUUCUUCCCACGUUGCCGUGAAUAAACCUCCUCUGGUGGUUCCGUCACUACCGGUUAAUGACGAGACUGAACCGGUGUCUUCAAACCAACCUCCAAUUGUACCUGUGGAGAUUGUUGCUGUUGCAUCUGAUAGACCCAAUGCCCCUAAGGAUUUGGUUUCUCCACCUCUAAAAGGAGCUUGGGCGAAGAAGUUAAAAUACACCUCCUCGUCUGCGAGUGGACUAGUAACGAUUCCUGUUUCAUCGAAGGAAGAUGAUCUUAGGUUUCCUUGGGCUGCUAAAAUGGAUCCGGCGGCAAGGAAUCUUUACAGAGCUACCUCUCCAGAGUAUAUGGAAGACGGUACUCCAAAGGUAACGAUACCAAGUCAUGUCUUGUUGCAAGGUCUUGAGAAUCAAAAGGAGUAUGUCUUAGGUCAGUUCUAUAGGUGUACUCCUCCUCCUGGCGGCUUGAUCCAUGCAGUGGUAAAUAGAAUUUGGGGUAGAAAGUGUAGAAUCUUUAUGCGUAAGUUAGAGGGUUCCAAAUUUCUUUUCCAUAUCCCGGAUGCUUCAACCAGAGCUUGGGUUCUUCAAAGAGGACUAUGGCAUGUUGAUGAUUUUCUUAUGUUUGUUGCUCCUUGGUUAGCUGCAGAUACAUUUGAUAUCCCGGAGAUAUCAACUAUUCCUGUUUGGGUAACACUUAAGAAUAUUCCACACAGGUUGUAUUCAAUUCCAGGUAUUAGCCACAUUGCAUCAGGGUUAGGUGCUCCUAUGGCUACUUAUAAACCAAGACUUGACCCUUCUUUAAUGGGUGAGGCCAAGAUACUGGUGGAAGUGGAGCUAAGUAAAGCUUUCCCUCCUAGGAUUGCUGCAGCUGACAAAAAGGGUAACAUUUCUAUGGUGAAUGUUGAAUAUGCUUGGGUUCCAGCCAUUUGUGGCGACUGUGGACAGCUGGGGCAUAAGGACUCCCGUUGUAUGCAACCCCAUGUGUCAAAUGAAAAUGGUUCAAAGCUGGCUUCAAAGGAUGUUAUCACUCCUACUAUUGUAAGUAUCUCUAAUACCAAUGAUUUGGUCUCACCAACCACUCUUCAAACCGAGUCUCUAGUUGUUCCCAUUACCACAAUCACAGAAAUCCAAAUUGAUACAGCCUUAUUAGUUGAAGCUGUCCCAAUCCAAGUCACAGAACAAAGCCCCGAGGUGGCAGAAGGUCACACAAAUGUUGAAGCUGAAGUUGUCACUGAGGCUAUUUGCACAGUUGAUAUAGUUACUGAAACUGCAGGCACACAUGAUGAUGCUCUUAGUGACCGAGAGGUAAGACAUGUCAUGACUAAUAACAGGUUUAACCAUUUAGGUUCUUCAUUUUCAGAUGGGGAGUCACUUGACUCUGAUGGAGAGUCAGUUGAGUCAGAUGAUUCAGAAAAUGUGGCGAGAUUGAUGGAUCAAAUGACUCCGGCUGGGCAACGAAUUUUACGUGAAAGACCGGUUCAACUGUCCCUCAAAGCUAAGGAGAUACAAGAAUCUUCUAUAGCUCGAGGAAGAGGUUACCGGGGGCGUGGGAAUCGUGGACGCAGGAACCGGUGACGCGGCUAGUUGUCCUCUCAUGCUGAACUAAGAAGCCAACCGAAGCGGAAGAUUCGGUCACCAUCUUUAUUUUACUAAUAUUGGCAUCUGUCGGUAUUGUUUUUGUUCUAAAAACUGUAUGACUUCGUCAUGGCUUAUGUUUCUUUAUAUAAAAUCAGUUUUUUU
Camelina sativa (false flax) is the source of this 2333-nucleotide messenger RNA. RefSeq lists its product as uncharacterized. The record is from RefSeq and is a predicted model, not a curated record. NCBI's taxonomy places the organism in Eukaryota, Viridiplantae, Streptophyta, Magnoliopsida, Brassicales, Brassicaceae.